CGUCCAUUGAUAAAAGCACGACAACAUGAGCGUAUCUGUCACUCGCACAAAUACUAAGCAGACUGCUGCCUCUAAAGUUGUGAGACGGCAACGGGCUUAUGACCACCUGUAUGAUCCUGUUUACACUGUGUCAUCGGAAGUUGACCAUGCCAGGUCCAGUCUCAAGGUGUUUACGUCUCAGGACCGAAUAAGGAGAGUGACUGAGUUUGGGUCUAUGUUCAGUGACCUGUCCCACCACCCGCGGUAUACUGUUCAGCUGGACCCAGCAGACCCAAUCCCAGCCUCUGUUGAUCGUCGCUGGCGAGGCCACACACAACAGCGUAUAGAGGCAUUGCAGCAGCUGGCUGGGGUUAUUCCAAAUGCUCAUUUAUGGUUGAAGAGGGAGGAGUGCCAUGUGACCGGAGCCGAUCGCUGGAAAUACUUUAAACGCCCUCUGAUUCCCUUUGCACAGCAGGUUCCCCCGGAUGCAAUUUUUGCUUUGCCUAGAGAAGACUUUGUAUCUUCUGGGGGAAAGAAUGCUGAGCAUUCUCAACAGCCCACCCACUUCACUGUCGGGGUCCAGACAGACUACAGGGAAAGCGAAACACAGACGGACCCGUACAGCCCUGAGUAUGUGGUGCAACCUGGGACAACUCCCUCAGAACUCCUGCAACUGGCAGCUUUGACUUGGGGUCGUGGUCUGCCUGCAGGCCUGGCAGAAGUGGAAAUGAUAGAGCGGGCACGUGCCAAACGAGCUUGGGGGGCCACCCUUCCUCCAUUGGAUGACCUUAGUCAGCUGGAAAAAAGGAGACGUAUGAUGGAGGAAAUGGAAGUUAAAGAGUGGGCUUUUAGAGAAGGAGAAAUCCAGAAGUUGCAAGAGGCUCGUCUUGCCGUGCUGAAGGACCUCUUGAGGCAAAGAGAUGAGGCCCAGAAAGGUGUCACAAGUGACAGACUCAACCAGAUAUAUUCUAAGCACCAAAAAGACAAAGAGACCAAGCUACAAAAGAUUCACAAUGACUACAUCAGGUCACUGAGGAAACUGGAAGCUAAGAGGAGAAAUGUGGAGGGGGAGCUACAGCGAUUUGGCAUUGCCAAAACAUUUACAGAUUUUGAGACAUGUGGCCCUCGGAGCCACGGGGAUACAUUUACCAACAGGAAAACCUGCAAAAAUGAGUUGGAAAGCCACUACUUGAACACAUAUGAGGGUUUGCUGGAGAUAGAGGCAGGACUCUCUGCCUCAGUCCUCAAGCCAUGGGGGAAAAGACAUAAGCCCAAAGUCAUCAAGAAUGUCAUCCGUCCACCUGUAAACAGAGCAGUAGAACUGAUGAAAAAAUACAAGGCCCUGAGAGAGGAGGACAAUGGGCAAGUAGCAAAGAAGUCUUUGCGUUUUCUUGUCAAGAGGGAGAAGCCUGUUCCUCGUCCUGUCAGUCCCAAGGUGGAGGAGCCACCAGAGGGGGAUGAGGAGAGAGAGCUCGGAGUCAUCCACUUGCAGAAACUACUGAGAGGAAGAAGUAUUCAAUACAAGAUGUUUAAGGGCAAGGAGAACCAUCUGGAGCUCAUUCGGGAACUGAGGACUACCCACGCCCUGCAGGGGGAGGAGCAAGAGCUACAGAAAGCUGACAAAGGGCUCGUAAUGACCCUUAAAAAGCAGAGAGACAAGCAUAGACACAAGACCUCUCAAGAGGAAGCUUCUCAGGCCAGAGUGGCAGGUGCUGAGCUUGAAUACCUAUUCGACACCUUGUCCAAGGAGCUGAUUCAUCUCCAGGAAGAGCGUAGGAUCCAUGCCUUCACACUAGUGGCUGAGAGAGACCGUAGGCUACGAGAGGCUGAGGAGAGUGGGAGGAGACAGAUGGAGGAGCGCAGACGCAGAGAAGAGGAUGAGAUCUUCAGACAAGUGGUUCAGGUGCACCAGGAAACUGUGGAUUUGUAUUUUGAGGACAUCAUCCUAGGGACCUUGGAGCGGACAGCUGACAAGCAGGCCAGAGAGGAGAUCCACAGGAGGGCAAAGGAGGUCAACGACAUUGCUUAUGCCAUGGAGGAAAGCCGAAACAAUCUUCAGUCGGAGGAGAUUGUGUCUGAGUUGGUGUACAGUUUCCUUAUCCCAGAGGUCGAGAAGAUCACCGUCAGGCAAAGAGUGCACCAGAGGCAGCAUAGACACUUGCAAGCAGCUGCGAGCAUCAUUCAAGGAACUCCUGGGGAUUCUGGGAUCCUUCCUAGCACUCCUGGGAAAGAGCGUCCAACCGGGGCCUGGAGGAGAUGAGCAGCCAAGUGGAGCAGGAGAAGGGGAAGAAAACAAAGCAGCACCCAAUUCAAACUGAAGAAAGAGAGGACUAAAAAUAUAGUGUGUUGAAAUGCAGUCUGAUGUCUACAUUUGUUGUUCAUUCAUAUUAUUAAAGUGACAUAU
Molecule: messenger RNA, 2383 nt
Organism: Anoplopoma fimbria (sablefish)
Lineage: Eukaryota; Metazoa; Chordata; Actinopteri; Perciformes; Anoplopomatidae
Gene: cfap91
Product: cilia and flagella associated protein 91
Exons: 17
Coding region: 26-2239 (737 amino acids)
Source: RefSeq, a predicted model, not a curated record